This is a messenger RNA of Linum tenue, 2175 nucleotides long. The record is from the annotation of a GenBank genome assembly. Lineage: Eukaryota; Viridiplantae; Streptophyta; Magnoliopsida; Malpighiales; Linaceae.
CCACAUUCCAAUAUUAAAUCAUCCCUUUUUAGUAGUCCUUUACCUUUUUAAUAUUUCCUCCAAUUUUAAUUUUUUUAAUUCUCCCUCCUAAUUUUUUCCUCCCUACUUUAUUUAUUUCUCUUUGCUUUUCCCUGGAAAACCCUAAAUUCCAUUUCCAUUGCAGAAAUUCCAGAAGAACACUAGUAAAAUUUGCUACAAUUUUCUCUGUAAUUUUUUGUGAUUAAUUUUCACCUUGAGGUGGAGAGGGUAAAGCAGCAGACAGCACUCUGGAGCAAGCUCUGUUCAUCCCUUCCUCCUGCAAUGGCGAAGCCUUGAGUUCUCAGAAGUCAGUUACUGUUGUAAAGUCUUCCUUUUUGUACUGUUUUUUCAUCUUCUUCAUCCUUCUUUGAGAGUUUCAAGCCUAUAGCUUUCUGGGUUUCCUUUUUCUCCCUCUGUUAAUUCGUUUUCUGAAACUGAAGUAGCCAUUUCCCCUGUACUCCUUCAGUUUCGAAAAAAAGUUUCGAUCUUUAGCUCCAAGGGUUUUGUCUUUUUUCGGUGGGUGGGGUUUAGUGUUUUGUGUGUAAAUGGAGGCGGCAACACAAGGAAUGAUUUAUUCUUCAGGUGUAACGGUUAGGGGCGAUGAGGCUCCGGAGAGCUACAGGGUUGCUCCUAGAGCUGAAAUUUCGAACCCUAACCCGAAUUCAGCUUCAAUCAACCCGAACCCAGUUCAAAAUAACUCGACCCAGUUCAGCAGCCCACCACCACCGGCGAGUUCUCCGCCGGGGAGCGGCGGCACGUUGGUGAAGAAGAAAAGGGGAAGGCCGAGAAAGUACGGACCCGACGGAAGUCUGAACCCGACAUUGUCGCCUAUGCCGAUAUCAGCGUCCAUCCCUCUCACCGGAGGAGAUUUCUCCUCGCCGUCGACGUCUUGGAAAAGAGGCAGAGGCCGGGCGAUUGACUCGGUCAAGAAGCAGAAGCAGCAGCACAGAACCGAGCACGAGAGCCCAGGGGAUGGAGUUGCUUACUCUGUCGGCGCGAAUUUUACUCCCCAUGUGCUUAAUGUCAAUGCUGGCGAGGAUGUCACAAUGAAGGUUAUGUCCUUUUCUCAACAAGGUGCUCGAGCCAUAUGCAUUCUUUCUGCAAAUGGCACAAUCUCAAAUGUCACUCUUCGCCAGCCUACUUCUUCGGGUGGCACACUGACAUACGAGGGCCGUUUCGAGAUACUCUCCUUAUCCGGGUCCUUCAUGCUUACUGAGACCGGAGGACAAAAGAGUAGAUCAGGUGGAAUGAGCGUGUCAUUAGCAGGCCCUGACGGUCGAGUUGUUGGUGGAGGUCUUGCUGGUCUUUUGGUAGCUGCUGGUCCUGUGCAGGUAGUUGUCGGCAGCUUUACACCUGGUCAUCAGAUGGAGCAGAAGCAGAAGAGGCAGAGAACUGAACCACCACUUCCUCCACCACCACCAAUGGUGACUACACAUCCUCCGGUCACUGUUAUGACAGCCGCAGAUCUAAAGGGGGCGUAUGCUGCAAUGAAACCAGUCAUAAGCCCUCCCUCGUCGUCAUUCCACCACGGAGACAACACCAACCAGCAUUCGUUUAACAACCCUGACGUCCAUAUGUUUAGUAGGAACCCGCCAUCUCUUGACAACCGGAGUUCCUCCACGGUUGAUGACGAGGAAGACGAGGACGACUCUAGAGGUCAUGAACAUGAACAGUCACCAACACACUGUGAGGUAUCUUGCUGAUCAAGUUACUACACCUUUGACACUUACUACAUGUGGGGCUUAUGUUGUAUCUUCACUAGUCGCACCGCAAAGAGAGCAGCAGUAACCGAGGGCUUUUACAGCAAUCGCCUGGCGUAAGAGAUUUUUAACCUGGCAAGUGUACUCUUUUGUUGUGUUCUGUUUAGGAGCUCUUAGGGUUUUCAAGACUCAAGGUAGAAGCGUUUAGGAUAAAAGGUUUGGCCUCUUUGUGGGCUGUAUUACUGUUAUUUUGUAGUGUUGUUAUCCUUUUCCUUUAUGUCGUUGUAGCAAUUUCAAGGGAGAGGACGAGGGAGUUUGUAUUGAAUCUACUUGUGGUGUGUGAACUCUUCUGGUCUGAUUAAAGUUCUUGCUGUAACUUAACCAUUGGAGCUGUUUUUUUUAUCUGAUGGGUUAUGAAUGAUAAUUUAUGUUGGUAUGGAUGAACAUGAAAUGAAGC